Molecule: messenger RNA, 1911 nt
Organism: Hyaloscypha bicolor E
Lineage: Eukaryota; Fungi; Ascomycota; Leotiomycetes; Helotiales; Hyaloscyphaceae
Exons: 2
Coding region: 463-1473 (336 amino acids)
Source: RefSeq, a predicted model, not a curated record
UCGCAGCCUCGCCUCGUUUUUCACACCUGCCUUCCUGCCCGUUUUUUGAUCAAAAGUGACACUCGAGCCAUUGUUAAUUCCGCAAAGGCCAAGCUUCCGCCGGCUGCUGGCUUAGACAGCUCUGACAAUUUCUCGGGUUCUUUCACCUGGAGUGAAGCCCCACGAUCGUGGAUCGACUCCCCGGUACGGGCAGCACUGUCUCCCUUUGCAGGCCCGUGAAUAGGGAAAGGCCAUAGUCCUCUAUCCAAAAGCUCUGUUACCCAUUCGGGAAUCGACGCUCGUGUGUUGAAUGCCAUUGCCACUCGUUGGAAGCAGAAUCGAGGACAGGAAAACAAUACGAUACUUAACCGAUGGGCAGCCUCACACGGACUGCAAUGAAGUUUCCGGCCUUGAUUGUAAAAUAUGAACUAAGAGGCCGUCUGACACUUUUGCAUCAAAGCGAAGCACCAGUACACGUUCAGAAUGGGGAUUGAUGGAGUCGAUUUGAAUGAUGACGCAAACCGAUCUCUCUUUGCGGAUAUUGUGUUGUUUAAAACUAAUAUCUUGAGAGAUGAUAUGCUGUUCAUUGGUCCGGAUCAACCCACCCAGAGAGCAGUGCAAGCUAUCGCCCACAACUUGGAUCUAGAAUAUGAAUUCUCGCUGGCGACAGGAAACGCGAGGAUAACCCGACGCCUUGCCUUUCAUACUUCAGAUGACACCGUUGCCCAUUUCCAAGGGCUCUCCACUUCUCAAUGGCAAACACAUGCAGGGCAUCCUCCGCCAGUACCAAAUUUUUGGGAUGAUUCACUUGUCAUUGAUCAGGACUUUCCUCUGGGGAAUGAUGGCGAGGACCGUGCACCGUUAGAUCUGUGUUCUUGGUUACAAGAUUUGGGUCCGCCUGCUGGAAGUGUCAGCGGCACUCUAGAAGUUACUGAUAGGACGGGACAAGCUGAAUCUUUUCCGUCAGCAGAUAAAGGUCAGGAACAGUCGCAUCAUCAUUCCCCUUCCCGCCACUCAGCGCCAUCACGAGCAUCCCCUUCACUCGAAAUUGAGAACGAAAUCUCUUAUUUUGAUGACAUUCGAGUUGCCAACAGUCCUCCGUUGCGACCCAUCCGUGUGAACUUACAGCCAUCUCCUUCGCCCCCUCCGACAAACCGUGGGAUCAGACGAAGCAGCUCAAGGCCAAGUCAAGAAGAUGCAGUCCUCAUGUCCUUCGCGGCUGAUGGUAGCGAUACUUUUGAGACCGGUAUCGCGACUGGCAGUAAGAGUCAUGUUUCCAACGGUGAUUCUUCUGGUCGACCUGGACGCUUUUCCAGCCGGCGAGCUUCUCUAGGUUCGAUUGCACGUGCUUCCAGCAAGGCGGUGAAGGCUCUAGGUGCAUGUUGGCGAUGCCGAGUCCUGAGAGACAAAGUAAUUCAAGUUUCCCCUUCACUUUCACGGCAUCUUUGGGCAAAGGCUGACAAAGAUUAUGUCGGCCAUUGUGAAGUCUUAUAACUGAGAGUAUGUAGUACUGGGAAAGGAACAUGGCUGACGAUGCUUCUAGUGUGACACCACGACGCCGUGUGCCAUGUGCUCUGGAUCCACUAAGCUUCGGGGCUUGGGUUGGUUCUCUGUUGGUUGCAAACGUGGUAGUAUCAGGAAGGAGAUGGCCCCAAUUGAGAUGUGCCCACAGCUUGUUGAAAAUCCUCAGUCACGUCCCGAGUUUACCAUCAGGAACUGGCCUACGAUGGUGAAUAUGUCAGCAAAAGAGAACCUUCUACGACGGGAGCAAGCCCUAGAGAAUCCGGGAAUCCUUGUCACCGAAAAUGGUCAUGACAUAGAUACACUACUUCAACAACACGAAGGCUCAUGGUUGGCCUUGCAAGGAUUUCGCCUCUCAAGAAAUUCUCAAGACGAACAUCCUUCCCUACCGAAUUUAUUACCUCUCGAUAA